Molecule: messenger RNA, 1482 nt
Organism: Acanthamoeba castellanii str. Neff
Lineage: Eukaryota; Discosea; Longamoebia; Acanthamoebidae
Exons: 11
Coding region: 1-1482 (493 amino acids)
Source: RefSeq, a predicted model, not a curated record
AUGCUCAGCGCUGAGGAACCUACAGCGGAUGCCAUUGUAGUGGCCCUCAAUGAAGCCGUCGCGGAAGUCUUGACGCACAAGAAGGAAGCCGAAAUGGCGGUGAAGACGGUGCAGUUCCCUCACGUGGCCCGCCUGUGCUACACCCUCGAGCAGUGCUUCACGCACGGCCUCAAGCCCUUCCUCUUCGGCAAGCCCACCUACUGGAACUGGGUGCAGAUCAUCCGCAACAUCAAGCAGCUUGCGCGCACCAGCAAUGGCCGAGCUCGCCUCUUCAUCGUCAUGGGCUUGAACGAAGGCAAUCUGAGUGAGCUGGUGAAUGGCCUCGUAUGGAACGACGCCCUUUGCCGCGAGCACCUUACCGAACAGUCGCCCUUCUGGCCGCAUUCGCCGACGUGCGACCAGGCCCUCAACGCGCUCGUACAGAUCAGGCAGGUGCGCUUUCAUUUGGACCUGCGGGACAGCGGGCUCGAAAUGCCCAACUACUGGAACGCCCACAAAGUCAACAUAAACAAAGCAGAGCCCGCGCGUACGCCUCCGCCAAAGCAGCAAUCGGAGGGCUUCCUCGGCCUGCUCUACAAUCUCGCCGGUCUCUCACCCUCCACAGAGCACCACCAGCGCCGACCGAGGCCGCCCGCGGACCGGAGGGACCAGGCCACCAUGAUCAACCCGCGCCGGCAGUCGAUGUCGGGCGCACGUCGCGGCGGCGUGUUCAGGGAGGGCAGCACCUACGACCUGGAGAUGCACAACGGCAACGCGACGACAAUGAUGGGCCUGGAGGGGGGCGACGUGCCGGUCAUUCCGAUCGAGCAGCAGAUCAUGCAGAUCAUCUCCAAGAACGAGACAGACCUCAAGGAGAAGGAGGAGGAGGAGAAGCAGCGGAAGGACGGCAGCCUGGUGCGGCUCGAGGAGGAAAUCACGCGGCUGCGGAAUGAAAAGGAGGCUCUACGAACACAGGGCCAAAUGCUGUGGAACGAAUUGGAGGGCGCCCAGCAAAAGAUAAAGGACCUUCAAGACGAAGUCAACGUGUACAAGGCCUUCUUCAACGACAAGGACGGGCAGGGCGACGGGGACGGAGAGGACGACGACGUGGUGCCGGCGGCGGCCGAGUACACGCCGAUCGCGGUCGAGGAGGAGUUGGCGCGUCUCGAGGCUGCCGGAACAGCCGCGAGCGCCGCCGCGUCGGUGGUGCUGCCGCCGCCGAUGGAGGACGACCAAACCGAGGAGGAGCGCAUACGUCGGCUUGCCGCCGCCGAGCACGAAGAAGAGCUGCGGAAGCUCGCCGACGGCAAGGGAAAGGAGGAGUCGGCGAAGCAGCGGGAGGGCGAUGGGCGAAGCGCCAAGGCGGAGGAGGGCACCGAAGACGGCGAGAGCGAGCCGCGUGACGCGUUCUACCUCCUCCACGAGAAGAGCAAGCGCUUCCUCCAGGAGCUCAAGGCCAGCGACAACCACACCCUCUCCCUCCUCUCCAACUUCCACCUCUGA